AUGGUGAGGGAAGGCCGGGCGCGCGACAGGAGGGGGCCUCAGGGCGCCUGCCGACCCGCGCGCGGCGCUCGGGGCUGGGAGGCUAGGCGCUUCCGGCUCUCGGAUGGGCAGCCAGGAGGUCACGCCCUCUCCCGGUGGGGCUCGAGGGGAAGCGGAGGCUCCAGCAGGGCGGGGCGGGGGCCAGGUAGCCGUGAACGGACGCCCGGGGCCCCGACCCCCAGGCCCACGCUCUUUCCGCGCUGCUGUGCGGGGGCGGGGCGUCCCAGCCGCCCUCGGAAGUCCAUGCCUGGGGCUCAGUUAGUGCCCGCCGGCAAGGCACAUAGGCUGAGUGCCGAGGAGAGGGACCAACUGUUGCCAAACCUGAGGGCUGUGGGGUGGAAUGAGCUGGAAGGCCGAGAUGCCAUCUUCAAGCAAUUCCAUUUCAAAGACUUCAACAGGGCUUUCGGGUUCAUGACAAGGGUGGCCCUGCAGGCUGAAAAAUUGGACCACCAUCCUGAAUGGUUUAAUGUGUACAACAAGGUCCACAUCACCCUGAGCACCCACGAGUGUGCAGGCCUUUCGGAGCGGGACAUAAACCUAGCCAGCUUCAUUGAACAAGUAGCAGUAGCCAUGACGUAA
This is a messenger RNA of Chrysochloris asiatica (Cape golden mole), 618 nucleotides long. It is a transcript of the gene PCBD1, whose product is annotated as pterin-4 alpha-carbinolamine dehydratase/dimerization cofactor of hepatocyte nuclear factor 1 alpha. The transcript has 4 exons. Gene Ontology annotation, biological process: tetrahydrobiopterin biosynthetic process. Gene Ontology annotation, molecular function: 4-alpha-hydroxytetrahydrobiopterin dehydratase activity. NCBI's taxonomy places the organism in Eukaryota, Metazoa, Chordata, Mammalia, Afrosoricida, Chrysochloridae. The record is from RefSeq and is a predicted model, not a curated record. Bases 1 to 618 code for a protein of 205 amino acids.